ACAAGCGCCUCUUCAACGCGAGAACUUGGAACGCCCAUACGAAAAAAAGAGAAAACAGCCAGCCACUGGAUAAUAUCCUUUGUCCGUGAAAUCAGCUGGCAGGUAGCGCUCAUCUAGCGUCCAACGCUACGGAAAUCAAGCGGAUGACUAACGGUUUGCCAAGCGCUCGGCGCAUCAACAGGCGGCGACGCAAACAAUUAUCAGCAGAGCGAGGAGGGGAUUUCGAAGACCACCUGCGCUCCCGGCGGCGCUCUUCCCCGGCCUCUCCUCCAUGCGUCCAUGCUGAAAGUCUGGAUCUUUUAAUGGUGCAGAGCUGAGAGACAAUCCUCCCGGCUGGCUCCACUCGUAACUGCGCCGCCCGCUUUGUGAGAGAGCUGGGAGAUGGAGCUGCGGUCAGGGCGUCGCCUCCGCUCGCUACCUACGCCUCGACCUCGCCGUACUCGACGGCCGCCUGUCUUCCCUGAUGGCGACGGGUCGGACAGGUUCACCGCCCUUCCGGAUGAGAUGCUGCUGGAGAUCCUCGCCCGCCUCCGGUGCGCCCGCGCCGCCGCAGACACUAGCGGCCUCUCCCGCCGCUGGCGCGGCCUCUGGAAGCACCUCCUCGAGCUCUCCUUCCGCGACAUGCCGGCCGACGCUGCCGUCGCAGCCCUCGGCCAGGUCGCCGGCCAGGUCGCCGGCCAGGCUCUGUCCUUCCUCGAGGUAGACAUCCCUUAUAAGCACAGGGUUCCGGAACCUGCCCGCGUCUCGGCGCUGCUCCAUGCCGCGGCGCGCCUUGCGCCGGCAGACCUCUUCUUCCGUCUCUACGGGGACUGUAAAGAUGGCAACUUUCCAUUCGAGAUCCCCUGCUUCGAGCGCGCCACCUCGGUCAAGCUGUACAUUAUGGGCCUUUAUCUAAUCCCGCCGGCAGGGGCCGUCGAGUUCCCUCUGCUGGAGAAGCUGUCCGUCGUCUGCAGCCGCGUCGACACCGCGGAGCUGGUCCGUCGGUGCCCUCGCCUGCGCGUGUUCGAGAUCCAGUUUUAUCCCUCAAGAGAUGUCGCCGCAAACCGUAUCAAAGUCCACUCACCCACGAUUGAGGACCUUGCGGUUGAUGUUUACCGCCAACUGGAUAGACUGGACAUCAUUGCCCCCGUGCUUAAGCGCUUCAGCCUGCGGGUCAAGAUUGGCAAGGAUUCCACUGUUUCUUUCUCAGCUCCGAUGGUGGAAAAUAUCUGGUGGUAUUGCUCAUUUCAGCACAAUUAUGUCGGGUUUGGAGAGAAAUGGCGUCUUUCCUCCCUGAAGCUAGUGAUGGAGGAGAACGUAGGCGUCCUACAUAUGUGGAUAUAUUGGAAGGGUUAUGAUGUGCUACCUGACCGGACCUUUUCUCAGGAGAUAGCACAGCUUCUUGCCUUUUCUGUUCUGGAGUUAGAGCUGGAGUUAGAUUUACAAUCGAAAAUUCAUGGUAUUGGAGCACUAGUAUCACAUCUGCUUGGAGUCUGUUCAUCUAUACGAAGACUCAAGGUGGAUAAACAAUACUUUGGGGCCACAAAAUGCUCACCAAAUUGUCCUUGUGAUCAACCCCAAAACUGGAGAAAUGAAAUUAUCUCUUUGACAGCUCUUGAAGAAGUGGAGCUCAUAGGUUUGGAUGGAACUGAAAAUGAUGUUGAUCUCCUGAAGCUUCUCUUCAGAUGUGCACCUUUGAUGAAGAGCAUGACCGUUGUAUUGGCCCCUGAUUCUUCUUUACCAACCGACCAAGAUUGUGAAGAAAUCUAUAGCAUGUUUGAGGAAAAUCCUCAUGUCAAAUGCUCUGUUGAUCGCAGCCCUUGCAAGGGCUAAGCAAGGUUAUGAAUCCAUGGUCCCCGAUCUGUCUUGUCAAAAGUUGAGUUCAUUUAUUUCCCUAGCCUAGUUUUAUGCUGUUGCUUAAGUAACUAGAUCAGUUCGAUCAACAUGUGCCCUCUGUCUCGGCUACCAAAUGAAAUGCAUGUAUGUAAGACCGGUUCUUUGGUUCAGACUAACGAAAGGGAUCAUGCCCAGAUCUUAAUGUUCA
Messenger RNA from Lolium perenne, 2023 nucleotides. Its product is annotated as putative F-box/FBD/LRR-repeat protein At4g00315. Lineage: Eukaryota; Viridiplantae; Streptophyta; Magnoliopsida; Poales; Poaceae. Gene Ontology annotation, molecular function: protein binding. The record is from RefSeq and is a predicted model, not a curated record.